GCUACGCUGUCAGCGUCCAAGUAGAAUGUACCCAGAAUGUACCCUUCAUCUCCGGCUCCGGAUCUGGUCUUGGUGGUCUCCAUCGUUUCCAUGAUCAUCGCUAGGAACCAAGUGAUCGCUUUCUGACAGUUCAGACGUUUUAUUUUUUUCACUUAUUUCUGUUUAUUUAUACGUUUAUUCUAAUACUCGAAAAUUAAUUUAAAAUUCAGACUGAGAAUGAACCACAAUAAUAACUCAUUUUCGUGAUUUCAACAAUUGAUAAUCUCCAAAAAAUCGAACUUGUAUAUAAACAAAGAAUGAUUAGACACAGUGACUUGAAGGCGAAUGUUCAUAACAUAUAAAACAUAAAAAAGAAACGUGUUGAUCGGAAUUCAAAAUACUUGUUAUCAUGAGUAUCGCGGAUAUGGGUGAUAUGGCUAGUGCCCAGCACGCUCUACAAAUUGCAUUCCAAACGAUGCAGGAAAGAUGUCAACAAUUACAGAAAAGAUUGACAAUUGUUGAAGAAGAAAACAUGGGAUUGAGAAUCGAACGUGGUGUUGAGAAAUCCGACAAUUUCAAAAGAGACAUCAGUAACGACGCCACUACCGUGGCCAAUCUUCAGAAAAAAGUAGAAGAGCUAUCUAAACAAAAAUCUCAGCUGACUCACCACGUAUUCAUGGUAGCGGCAGAGAAUCGUCAAUUGUGGAGCCGCCUGACAAGGUUAACGAGAACAAACAAGAAGCUUGAUAACCAGUUGACAAAAACUUCAGAUUCUAUAAAACAAAAUGCAAAUUCUCAGCCUCUGAAUGCUUUGACUCAUAGUUUCAAAGAUGUUGGUGAAAAUCCUAGCAAAUUUAGUCAUAUACAGAUAUCGGACACAGUUCCAGGUAAUAGUUUGGAAGAAAUAUCACUAAGGUUAAUUAAUAGUAUUAUGAUGGAGAAAUCAGAAUUGGAACAACAAUGUACAGAGAUGGUGGAGAUGCAAAAUGGUGCAGACAUAAAUCUUCAAAACGUCGGAUUUACGUAUCCGGAAGACUCCAGCAUGGACUCACUUCAACAGCUUAAGCAGCAUGACCUGAGACUUUCUCAGACUAAAGACACGCUAGCAAGUCAGCAAAUACGAUUGAAACGUGUGAUUAGAAAUUUGAGGAAGAUGAGACGAAGCACAGUAUGCAAGAACUGCAAACAAAAUGCAAGUAAAACAACGUGUCAAAUUGGUACUCAAUUCGACUCGGACGAUAGUUUAAAAGAGCAUGGUGCGACGCAAACGAGUCUUCCACCUCCAACGAAUCCACUACAGGAAACAAGAUUUGUAGAAAAUUUUCGUAACGUUGAAAACGGAACUUCGAGUCAGAAUAUUUGUCCACUGUGCGGUUUGUAUUUUGAGUCCUCGACAAUUUUCGAGAUUUUCCACGAACAUGUGCUCAGCCACUUUACCGAGGAAAAGUCUCUCGAAAGUUUCGAAAUUGUGCAUUGAUCUCUCGUUACAUUUUUAUCAUUCUUAACCACGAUUACUUUUUCUGAACAAUCAUUCCUAUUUAACAAUCGCGUUCAUUUUUUCGUCUUAAUCAAAGAACCUUGGAAAAGUAUAUUAUCAAAUGUGAUGAAAAAGACUGCGAUAAUCCGAAAUGCGAAUCUCAUUAUCAUUUAUCUGUUCUUAUUUAUUUCCAUUGAUGUCUCUGGGUAUGGAAGGAAUUCAAUUCUACAAAAGGUACACUAUUUUUUUCAUAAUUUUGUAAAAAAUGUUAAGCCAACUCCAAUGGUUUAACUUCCUUGCUGUCUGAGGGUUCUUGCGUUGUUGAUUGCGUCAAAUUACUGUGAAACCAAGCCGGUCGCUUUUUUGGUAUUUCGACAAUUUGUUGAGUCUGUGAAAAAAAAAGAAUUAUUAUUUUCUCUUUCAUAUUCAACUGUUUGUAAACCCGGAUAUAUUUCUAAAUAUUAUUUAUGAAAUGCAAUGGUACAUUCUGCACUUUUGAGAUAUUGUACAGAUUUAUUGUAAAAAUAAUUUGUUACCGAAAUAUAUAUGCAUUUGAGAAUGUAGAAAAAUAUAA
This is a messenger RNA of Venturia canescens, 2030 nucleotides long. It is a transcript of the gene spn-F, whose product is annotated as Protein spindle-F. The transcript is spliced from 5 exons. The record is from RefSeq and is a predicted model, not a curated record. NCBI's taxonomy places the organism in Eukaryota, Metazoa, Arthropoda, Insecta, Hymenoptera, Ichneumonidae. Bases 389 to 1456 code for a protein of 355 amino acids.